AUAUUUCAGAUUUUUUUCACAAUUUUCCUUUGUUGGUUUUUGUUACCCUACAUUAUUAUACACAAAUGAUCUAACCCUCGCCGUGGGUACUCAAAUGCUGCCCAAACAAUUAGAUGAGAUGAUAGCAUCGCUGCUCAAUUGGAAGUCGGAUAAACAUUUUGGAGUGCCCGAGGUCGAUUUAUAUGCCCUAUUAACAAAUGCUCGAAUAGUUUUGUUGUCGGAGCCCAUGUUACUGGAAAUAUCUGCACCGAUCAAUGUACUGGGCGAUCUCCAUGGUCAGUAUAGUGAUCUGUUAAGAUAUUUCGAGACAGCUGGCCAUCCGCCAGCAAAAAGUUAUCUCUUGCUUGGCGACUAUGUGGAUCGUGGCAAACAUUCGGUGGAGACACUCACUUUACUAUUGGCGUAUAAAGUGAAAUAUCCAGAAUAUGUGUACUUAUUGCGAGGCAAUCACGAAUCGGCUAGCAUAAAUCAAUUCUACGGCUUCUAUGAUGAGUGCAAACGGCGAUUCACAGUUAGAUUGUGGAAACACUUUGUCGACACAUACAAUUGCAUGCCUGUUGCUGCUAUAAUUGAUUCGAAAAUUUUCUGCUGUCAUGGUGGACUCAGUCCGAUGUUACAUGAAUUGUCAGAUAUACGAAAAAUAUCACGUCCUGUUGAGGUGAAGAGUAAUGGUUUACUCUGUGAUCUCCUAUGGUCCGAUCCGGAUCCCACUGCAAACGGUUGGGGUAAAAACUCUCGUGGCGUUAGCUUUACAUUUGGCGUCGAUAUUGUAGUGCAGUUUCUGGCACGUUUUAAGUUUGAUCUAAUUUGUCGGGCCCAUCAAGUUGUUGAAGAUGGUUAUGAGUUUUUUGCCAAACGUCAAUUAAUCACCGUCUUUUCGGCUGUUAACUAUUGUGGAGAGUAUGAUAAUGCCGGUGCCAUGAUGUGUGUGGAUGACGCUCUAAAUAUUACAUUAAUUGUAAUGAAACCUCGCCCUCGUGAAAGUGGACAUUAUAAGGCAAAGCCUUUAGUGGAAGGACCAUCUGGAGAUAAAUCCUCGGAUUGAAAAGAAAUCAAAAGCGAAUCGAAAGCGACGGAAAUAAAAGCAAAACACUUUUCACAAAGACAUAAUAAAUACAUUCACUUAUUUUUUGCUAGUA
This is a messenger RNA of Drosophila willistoni, 1139 nucleotides long. RefSeq names its product serine/threonine-protein phosphatase PP1. Lineage: Eukaryota; Metazoa; Arthropoda; Insecta; Diptera; Drosophilidae. Gene Ontology annotation, cellular component: nucleus; cytoplasm. The transcript has a single exon. Bases 95 to 1045 code for a protein of 316 amino acids. The record is from RefSeq and is a predicted model, not a curated record. Gene Ontology annotation, molecular function: protein serine/threonine phosphatase activity.